This is a messenger RNA of Kwoniella shivajii, 1983 nucleotides long. Its product is annotated as dihydroorotate dehydrogenase (fumarate). Gene Ontology annotation, biological process: 'de novo' pyrimidine nucleobase biosynthetic process; pyrimidine ribonucleotide biosynthetic process. The transcript is spliced from 4 exons. The record is from RefSeq and is a predicted model, not a curated record. Gene Ontology annotation, molecular function: dihydroorotate dehydrogenase activity. Gene Ontology annotation, cellular component: mitochondrial inner membrane; cytoplasm. NCBI's taxonomy places the organism in Eukaryota, Fungi, Basidiomycota, Tremellomycetes, Tremellales, Cryptococcaceae. Bases 1 to 1983 code for a protein of 660 amino acids.
AUGUCCCGACCCCUCCUCUCCUCAUUACGGAGACCCAUUCUCUCUCGUCACAUCAUUCGACCGACCUCGAUUCCUUCGGUACGACAUGCGUCAACAACAACUUCCGGACCUCGACGCUUCCUCUCUUCUACCUUGUUCGUUGCGGGUGGUGUGCUAUUAAUAGCGUACUACUAUGAUUCGAGAUCAUUACUUCAUGAACAUGUUGUUAUGCCUGUCGUCAGAUUCGGCUUGGAUCCUGAGGAAGGUCAUAAGUUAGCUGUCAGGAUUCUGAGCUGGGAUAAAUGGGCCAGACCAAGAGAUAUGGGUGUGGACGCCAAGGAAUUACAAGCUGAGCUCUUUGGAAUCCCAAUCCAAAAUCCUGUUGGAAUAGCUGCUGGUUUCGAUAAAGACGCAGAUGCGAUCGACGGUUUAUUUGAUCUUGGAUUCGGUUAUGUUGAAGUAGGAAGUGUAACACCUGAACCUCAACCUGGAAAUCCCAAACCUAGAUUUUUCAGACUGGAAGAAGAUUCAGCCGCGAUAAACAGAUAUGGAUUUAAUUCAUUAGGACAUGGAUAUACAUUAUCUAAACUAAGAUCUAGAUUAAUAUCAUUUUCACAAACACAUCCAUCAUUAUUCCCUUCACCAUUAUCGAAAAACCCAUCACCACCAAAAGGAUUACCUAGAUCAUUAAGACCAGGUCAACUAUUAGCUGUCAAUCUAGGUAAAAAUAAAACAUCAAGUGCAGAUUCAAAUGAAGAUUACAUAAAAGGUGUUAGGACGCUUGGACCAUACGCUGAUGUCGUCGUUAUAAACGUUUCAAGUCCAAAUACACCUGGAUUACGAGCUUUACAAGGUAAACAAAUAUUAGAAAAUCUGUUAAAAGAUGUAGUGUCCGAAAGAAACAAAAUAGCUUCUCAAGAUGGUUUGCCUAAAAUCGCAGUUAAAGUAGCAAGUGAUUUAUCCGAAGAUGAAUUAGCAGAUGUAGCUUCUGCAGUCAGAGGUAGCGGAGUUGAAGGCAUCAUCAUCUCAAAUACUACUGUAAAGCGAAAAGAGCUUGAUUUGAACUCAUCGAGACAAGAUGAAAUAGGUGGAUUAUCAGGAAAACCUCUAUUCCCAUAUGCGUUAAAAGCGUUGAAGACACUUCGACCAUUAUUACCACCUUCGAUACCUAUAAUUGGUUGUGGCGGAGUAUCAACAGGAGAAGAUGCAUUAUUGAUGGCUAGGGCAGGAGCUUCUUUGAUUCAAGUUUAUACUUCAUUCGGAUAUAGAGGUGUUGGUACACCAAGAUUGAUCAAAGAUGAGAUAACAACUCAUCUGAUUGAAUCAAAGUCAAGCUGGAAAAACGAAAUUGGAAAAGACUGGAAAUCUGGCGGUUCGACAUCAUCAUCAUCAAUGGGCUGGGAUAUGACUGUCAAUAAAUUGAAACAACAAUCUGAUCAAAUCAAAGAAGAAGCUAAAAGCUUAGCCGAUUUACUUAAACAAUUAAGUGAUAAAGAAUCAAUGGCCGACCUGAUUUCACAAGCUGAAAAAGCUUUAGGAUUAUCCUCUUCCUCGUCAUCAUCUUCUCCUUCUUCGUCAUCGCCUUCUUCCUCCAAUGUCGAUGGUUCCAAUCCUUCAGUCACUGUCUCAAACGGUAUUGGUGGACCAAGAGAUAACCUAGCUGGAGCAUCAUCAUCAGGAACGGGACAAGGUGUUAUCGGGAAUGAAUCAGAUGACGUAGCUAGUGGAUUGAUCGAGUCUGGAGGUGCUAAUACCCGAUCUAUCGAAUCAAAUUCUCCUCAAGAACAAUCAUCAAAUCAAACACCCUCUACAUCUGCGGAAUCACAAGCCGAUAACGGUGUAGGAGCACCUUCCAUUCAACAAGCUUUACUUUCCACCCCUGCAGCCAUCGAUCUGACGCCCCAAGUAAUCGUGGAUAGCCCAGUGAUACCAGAACCUACCUUGGAUGAAAGGGAUAAUCAAUGGUCUCAAGCCGUUAAGACUGGACAAAGGAGGCUCGUAUAG